Molecule: messenger RNA, 1252 nt
Organism: Lactuca sativa (garden lettuce)
Lineage: Eukaryota; Viridiplantae; Streptophyta; Magnoliopsida; Asterales; Asteraceae
Product: putative aldo-keto reductase 4
Cellular component (GO): cytoplasm
Source: RefSeq, a predicted model, not a curated record
CCUUCACCAUCACAACCCGAUAUAACCCAACAAUUAAAAAAAAAACAUUUCGUUUAUCAGUAAAAAAAUGGUGAAUAUUCCAAGAAUUAAACUUGGUUCACAGGGUUUAGAGGUAUCCGCUCAAGGUUUGGGUUGUAUGGGUAUGUCCGCUUUCUACGGACCCCCUAAACCUGAACAUGACAUGAUCAACCUCAUCCACCAUGCCAUUGAUGCCGGUGUCACCCUUCUCGACACCUCCGAUGUCUAUGGCCCCAAAACCAAUGAAAUCCUACUCGGAAAGGCUUUGAAGGGAGAGGUAAGGGCUAAGGUGGAGUUAGCGACCAAAUUUGGGAUCAAUACUGAGGAUGGAGCUUAUGAGAUCCGUGGCGAUCCGGCAUACAUCAGGGCUGCUUGUGAAGGUAGCUUGAAGCGGCUUGAGAUCGAUUGCAUUGAUCUAUAUUAUCAACACCGAAUUGACACACGUGUGCCCAUUGAAAUCACGAUGGGAGAAUUGAAGAAAUUGGUGGAAGAAGGGAAGAUAAAAUACAUAGGAUUAUCAGAAGCUUCGGCUUCUACUAUUAGAAGAGCCCAUGCAGUCCACCCAAUAACUGCUGUUCAACUAGAGUGGUCCUUGUGGUCCAGGGAUGUUGAAGACGAAAUUAUCCCAACUUGCAGAGAACUUGGCAUUGGAAUAGUGGCAUACAGUCCUCUAGGACGUGGAUUUCUUUCAUCGGGUCCCAAGAUGGCUGAGAAUUUGACAGAGGGCGAUUUCCGUCAGACUCUACCAAGGUUCCAACCUGAGAAUCUUGAGCAUAACAAAAAGUUGUAUGAGAGAGUUAGCGCGAUUGCAGUAAAGAAAGGGUGCACCCCAUCACAGCUAGCAUUAGCAUGGGUUCACCAUCAGGGGAAUGAUGUGGUGCCAAUACCAGGAACCACUAAGAUUGAAAACCUUCAACAAAACAUUGGAGCUUUAUCUGUUAAACUAACACCUCAAGACAUGGCUGAGCUUGAAUCCAUUGCUUCAGGGGAUGCAACUAAGGGUGAUAGAUACAUGGACGGUUUCCCUACGUAUCUACAAUCUGACACCCCACCUUUGUCUUCUUGGAAAGCUUAAUAAGCAUGUCGCUUUUGCUAUGACCUUUUCAUAUUAUGUUUGUGGUCAUCAAUCAUUCGUCUUGUUUGUAACAAAAAACCUACACAUACCAUUGUAUGUUUCCUUCUUGCCUUUGCUUUUGAGUUUAUGAUAAUAAACCUUAACUGAGGAAUUAUUUGA